Molecule: messenger RNA, 1683 nt
Organism: Lingula anatina
Lineage: Eukaryota; Metazoa; Brachiopoda; Lingulata; Lingulida; Lingulidae
Product: RNA-binding protein 42
Molecular function (GO): mRNA binding
Source: RefSeq, a predicted model, not a curated record
AUUUGAACAGGAGAUCCAGUCCCAGCCAGGGGCGGGGGGUCCUGCACCCUCCAGGUUUAUACUGGGCUCCAACACCUACAGCAAUGUCCAGGCCAGGUUGAGUGCCAUUGCCAACCCAGGACAUAGCCUGGACCCUCCACCACCCCCUCCACAGGUGUUAACAUCUGGGAACUCCUCACUACCCUCAGCUACUAUACAAGGCAUUGCAGCUGCGCCUCCACCUCCACCUCCUUCGGGCCCCCCUCCUCGCCCCCCUCCUGUAUUCGUACCUCCACAGCUGCGCCAGAGACCCCCUGGUAUGAGGCCUCAAUAUGGACCUCCACCUUCACAGCAGGGGAACAUGAGACCCCCUUUUAACCCUGCAAUGGGCUUUCCCCAACGGGGGCCUCCUCCACGCAUGCCACCCCCAGGGUACCCCCCUGGCAUGCAAGGACCCAUGGGGGGCCCCCCAGGCGGGGGAUAUUAUGGACAUGCACACCCAGGCCCUUCUGUGCCUCAGCACCCUUCAAAUGCUGCUACUAUUGAGAAGCCAAAAGUUGUGUACAGUGCCCCUCCAGUGAGAAAUGUUCCAAAGACAAACAACAGUAUUAAUACAGCUGAUACAGGCAGUGCACAGGCUGAAAAACCUGCCGACGAGGAGGUUGGGUCAGUGGUGCCUGGGAUACAGGUCAACGUGUCCGUUGACGAGCCUCAUUUCCAGCAGGAAGGGAUAGUGCAGAACGUGGAUGGCGAACCUAUGGACAUGAUGACGGUGGCGGCACAGCAGACAAAGAAAGAUAAGAAAGAGAAAAAGAAAAAGUUUUUAAGAACGGCGGCUGGUGAUGUGUGGGAAGAUCCAUCUCUGGCAGAAUGGAAUCCAGAUGACUUUAGGAUAUUUUGUGGUGAUUUAGGCAAUGAGGUCACAGAUGAAAUAUUGGCAAGAGCUUUCAACAGGUUUCCAAGUUUUGUGAAAGCUAAAGUGGUGAGAGACAAGAGAUCAAAUAAGACCAAAGGUUUUGGUUUUGUAAGUUUUGGGGACCCUAAUGACUUUGCCAGGGCCAUGCGAGAGAUGAAUGGAAAAUACGUGGGAAACCGUCCUAUUAAGUUAAGGAAAUCCAAUUGGAAGGACAGAAGUAUAGAUGUGGUGAAGAGGAAAGAAAGAGAAAAGAAACGCUUGGGUCUAAGAUGACCCAAAACUAAAAGUGUGUGACUCUCAAACUCAUUCAGUCCUUUAUUUGCAAUGGCAUGUAGACUGAAUUCUGACAUGUUUCACGUCAGAGGAUGAUGUAAAAGGUAACAAAUCAAGGCACUUUUUGUUAAUGAUGAAACCAUGAAUUAAAAUAUUUGACCUUGCAAUAAUUGUGGAACUAAUGAUCUAGAUAGUUACUGACGUCAUUUGUGGUCUGAAAUUCAAGAUGUAACUUUUUCUUAAUUUGGAGAGUGUAAUGAUGCCAGCAUAUAGAGUUAGUAGGAUGCAAGGCGAAUGAAUUUGCAGAUAAAAAGACAAUUAAUUACAACAGGCAGACACAAAAGCUGGUUUAAUGGGAAGAUCUUGUUUUGAAAACCAGUUGAUGGAAAACACAUUAAUGCUAUUUAUUUUAAAAUAUGUAUAGUGAACAUAAAAAGAAACUUGUCGUAACUUACAAUUCUAUCAUAUAUCAUCCUCUUUGGCAUCAUUCUAAAAGUAAAAUUACAUAUAAACAA